Impatiens glandulifera is the source of this 1487-nucleotide messenger RNA. RefSeq names its product mitogen-activated protein kinase 9-like. The record is from RefSeq and is a predicted model, not a curated record. Gene Ontology annotation, biological process: intracellular signal transduction; protein phosphorylation. Bases 243 to 1487 code for a protein of 414 amino acids. The transcript has 10 exons. Lineage: Eukaryota; Viridiplantae; Streptophyta; Magnoliopsida; Ericales; Balsaminaceae. Gene Ontology annotation, molecular function: MAP kinase activity; ATP binding. Gene Ontology annotation, cellular component: nucleus; cytoplasm.
AUUUGGAGAAGGAAUUUUUCACUGAGUAUGGUGAAGCAAGUAGAUACCAAGUUCAUGAAGUUGUGGGAAAAGGAAGUUAUGGUGUGGUUGGUGCUGCAGUUGACACUCACACAGGAGAAAAAGUUGCAAUUAAGAAGAUAAAUGAUGUCUUUGAACAUGUUUCUGAUGCAACAAGAAUUGUUCGAGAAAUCAAACUCCUUAGAUUACUUCGUCACCCCGAUAUUGUUGAAAUCAAACAUAUCAUGCUUCCUCCUUCAAGAAGGGAAUUCAGGGACAUUUAUGUCAUUUUUGAAUUGAUGGAAUCUGAUCUUCAUCAAGUUAUUAAGGCAAAUGAUGAUCUUACUCCUGAACAUUUUCAGUUUUUCUUAUACCAACUUCUUCGCGGUUUAAAGUACAUACACACAGCCAAUGUUUACCAUCGAGAUCUGAAACCAAAGAAUAUUCUUGCGAAUGCGGAUUGUAAGCUGAAAAUUUGUGAUUUUGGACUUGCUCGUGUUGCUUUUAACGAGGCUCCAACAACUGUUUUCUGGACUGACUAUGUUGCUACUAGAUGGUACCGAGCUCCUGAAUUAUGUGGCUCUUUCUUUUCUAAAUACACACCUGCAAUAGAUAUUUGGAGCAUGGGAUGCAUAUUUGCAGAAAUGCUUUCUGGAAAACCACUUUUUCCUGGUAAAAAUGUUGUCCAUCAGUUGGAUCUCAUGACCGACUUACUUGGUACUCCACCUGCUGAAUCCAUAGCCAGGAUUAGGAACGACAAAGCAAGAAGAUAUUUGAGUAACAUGAGGAAGAAACAACCUGUUCCAUUCUCACAGAAAUUCCCACGUGCAGAUCCAUUAGUUCUUCGUCUUCUUGAACGUUUACUUGCAUUUGAUCCAAAAGAUAGACCAUCUGCAGAAGAGGCAUUAGCUGAUCCUUAUUUUCAAGGUUUGGCUAAUGCUGAUCGAGAACCAGCUGCUCCACAACCUAUUUCAAAACUUGAAUUUGAGUUUGAAAGGAGAAAACUAACUAAGGAUGAUGUCAGGGAGUUAAUUUAUAGAGAGAUUCUAGAAUACCAUCCUAAGAUGCUGCAGGAGUAUCUUCGAGGUGGUGGUGGUGAACAAACAAGCUUCAUGUAUCCAAGUGGUGUUGAUCGGUUCAAAAAACAAUUUGCCCACCUUGAAGAAGGUCCUGGUAAAGGUGAAAAGAGUUCUCCACUUCUAAGGCAUCAUGCUUCAUUGCCCAGGGAGCGAGUGGCUGUGCCUAAAGAUGAAAUCUCAUUAAAGAUAGAAGAAGAUGAGAAACAAUCUGCAACUAUUCUUAAAAGUCCUGAAAUAGAUCCAGAUAAAUUAGAAAACGACAGCAAGGGAAACACGAGUGCCCGUUGCCUGUUAAAGAGUGCGAGUAUUAGCGGUUCCAAGUGUAUAGGCGACACCCCUAAGAAGCAUCUAGAGGAAGAAACAAUCAAGGAGGAAAACGAGGAAAUGGAUGAUGUAAUGACAAACAUUUAG